CCCCGCCCCCACCCCCAAGACCUCUCACCAUCCCCUUCCCCCUUUUAAUGUGAGAGAUAGGAAAGAGAAACCAUAUUUUAAAGUUGGGAAAACAAAAGGCAUUAUUCUGUGGUGAAGUGGUGUCCUGAACGUUGUCCUCAUAUACUCUUUUCCCAUUACUAGUUUCUCUGUUCCCUUUAGAACUGGAAGGGACAGGGAUUCUAGGCAGUUUUGUCUUGAGAGAUGGAGGAUACAACUUUUCUUUAAGUUAGGAAAUGGGCUUCUCAAGCUAAAAAUAGAAGCUGGGUGGUGUGUGGAUGGGGGGGUUGGUAAAUCAGACAUCAUGUAAAAUAUUUUGGAUGCCCCAGGCAUUAUCUGCUUAUCCAAACAAGCUACCUUUUAGGGUAUUACAAAUUUAGAAUCCAGAAAGGGGGAUACUUUGUGAGCAGUAUUUUUUCUUCGUAGUUCUACUUAUAACAGAUUUUUGGUUUUUACUUUUCUGAAAGUAAUUGACUUAUUUUUCAAUAAAAUACGAAAGUGGCAUUUGAAUGUGCUUCCUGCCUUCUGCCUUGAUCAUGGUGUGAAAAUUCUGGAAUCUUAUCCUGUUGCUCUUGUGAUUCCCAUUUCAGGUUUCUCUGGAAACCCCCCUGGUAAGUGUGGAGGAGGCGGGACACUCUGACCCAAGACAAAAGGCCUGUAGCUCCAGCCAAAGAAAAUAAACCUUAGGGAGAAGGAAAAAAAAAAAAACCAAAACAAAACAGCCCGUCAGCUGUUCCUGAGAACAGCCUGCAGUGGAAUCUACAGAGGACAACCAAUGUGAGUGAGGAAGUGACUGUAUGUGGACUGUGGAGACAGUAAGUCACGUGGGCCUUGAGGGCCUGGACUGGGUUAGCAACAGUUGUACACGCUGAGGUGAGGUGCCGAGAAGGGAAAAGUGAAUGUGGUCUGGAGAGAGGCCUUGGCUUCACAGGGUGUGCUUUCCUCUGAGGCCAUCCGGGAGCUCAGCCCCUGUGUUCUGCCAGGGAGGGAUACAGGGUUUGGCCCUGAGGAGGGUAACUUGCUGGCUGGAGCACCAGAGCAGUGGCCUUGAUUUGUCUUUUGGAAGAUUUAAAAACCAAAAAGCAUAAACAUUCUGGUCCUUCAGCAAUGCUUUCUCUGAAGAAAUACUUAACGGAAGGACUUCUCCAGUUCACCAUUUUGCUGAGUUUGAUUGGGGUGCGGGUGGACGUGGAUACUUACCUGACCUCACAGCUUCCCCCGCUCCGGGAGAUCAUCCUGGGGCCCAGUUCAGCCUAUACUCAGACCCAGUUCCACAACCUGAGGAAUACCUUGGAUGGCUAUGGUAUCCACCCCAAGAGCAUAGACCUGGACAAUUACUUCACUGCCCGGCGGCUCCUCAGUCAGGUGAGGGCCCUGGACAGGUUCCAGGUGCCGACCACUGAGGUCAACGCCUGGCUGGUCCACCGGGAUCCAGAGGGGUCUGUCUCUGGCAGCCAGCCCAGCUCAGGCCUCACCCUCGAGAGUACCAGUGGCCUCCAAGAUGUGACAGGCCCAGACAACGGGGUGCGAGAAAGCGAGACGGAGCAGGGAUUCAGUGAAGAUCUGGAGGAUUUGGGAGCUGUAGCCCCUCCGGUCAGUGGAGACCUAACCAAAGAGGACAUAGAUCUGAUUGACAUCCUUUGGCGACAGGAUAUUGACCUGGGGGCUGGGCGUGAGAUUUUUGACUAUAGUCAUCGCCAGAAGGAGCAGGAUGUGGAUAAGGACGUGCGAGAUGGAGCGGAGCAGGAGGACACCUGGUCAGGCGAGGGCGCAGAAGCUCUGGCGCGAAACCUGCUAGUGGAUGGAGAAACUGGGGAGAGCUUCCCUGCACAGGUGCCUGUUGGGGAGGACCAGACGGCCCUGUCCCUGGAAGAGUGCCUUAGGCUGCUGGAGGCCACCUGCCCCUUUGGGGAGAAUGCUGAGUUUCCAGCAGACAUUUCCAGCAUAACAGAAGCAGUGCCUAGUGAGAGCGAGCCCCCAGAUCUUCAAAACAACCUCUUGUCUCCUCUCCUGACGGGGACGGAGUCGCCAUUUGAUUUGGAGCAGCAGUGGCAAGAUCUCAUGUCCAUUAUGGAAAUGCAGGCCAUGGAAGUGAACACUUCGACCAGUGAGAUCCUGUACAGCACCCCUCCUGGAGACCCCCUGAGCACCAACUACAGCCUUGCCCCCAACACUCCCAUCAAUCAGAAUGUCAGCCUGCAUCAGGCGUCCCUGGGGGGCUGCAGCCAGGACUUCUCACUCUUCAGUCCUGAGGCGGAGAGCCUGCCUGUGGCCGGCAGCUCCACGCUGCUCCCGCUGGUCCCCAGCAACUCCACCAGCCUCAACUCCACCUUUGGCUCCACCAACCUGGCGGGGCUCUUCUUCCCGCCCCAGCUCAACGGCACGGCCAAUGACACGGCAGGCCCUGAGCUGCCCGACCCACUGGGUGGCCUGCUGGACGAAGCCAUGCUGGACGAGAUCAGCCUGAUGGACCUGGCCAUCGAGGAGGGCUUCAACCCCGUGCAGGCCUCCCAGCUCGAAGAGGAGUUCGACUCUGACUCAGGCCUCUCCUUGGACUCCAGCCAUAGCCCUUCCUCCCUGAGCGGCUCCGAAGGUAGCUCUUCUUCCUCCUCUUCCUCCUCUUCCUCCUCUUCCUCUUCCUCUUCCUCUGCUUCUUCUUCAGCUUCUUCCUCCUUUUCUGAGGAAGGUGCUGUUGGGUACAGCUCUGACUCUGAGACCCUGGAUCUGGAAGAGGCCGAGGGCGCUGUGGGUUACCAGCCCGAGUACUCCAAGUUCUGCCGCAUGAGCUACCAGGACCCGUCGCAGCUCUCCUGCCUGCCCUACUUGGAGCACGUGGGCCACAACCACACGUACAACAUGGCGCCCAGCGCCCUCGACUCCGCCGACCUGCCACCGCCCGGCGCCCUCAAGAAAGGCAGCAAGGAGAAGCAGGCCGACUUCCUAGACAAGCAGAUGAGCCGGGACGAGCAUCGAGCCCGAGCCAUGAAGAUCCCCUUCACCAAUGACAAAAUCAUCAACCUGCCGGUGGAGGAGUUCAACGAGCUGCUGUCCAAGUACCAGCUGAGCGAGGCCCAGCUGAGCCUCAUCCGCGACAUCCGGCGCCGGGGCAAGAACAAGAUGGCGGCGCAGAACUGCCGCAAGCGCAAGCUGGACACCAUCCUGAACCUGGAGCGGGACGUGGAGGACCUGCAGCGCGAUAAAGCCCGGCUGCUGCGGGAGAAGGUGGAGUUCCUCCGGUCCCUGCGGCAGAUGAAGCAGAAGGUCCAGAGCCUGUACCAGGAGGUGUUUGGGCGGCUGCGGGAUGAGAACGGGCGGCCCUACUCGCCCAGCCAGUACGCACUCCAGUAUGCCGGGGACGGCAGCGUCCUCCUCAUUCCCCGCACCUUGGCCGACCAGCAGGCCCGGCGACAGGAGAGGAAGCCAAAGGACCGAAGAAAGUGAGCCUGGGGAGGAGAGGGGGGUUGACGCUCACCGGGAUGGAAACUGGAGAAGGGCUGGACCUGGACCUACAGGGGGACUCGAAUGCCUUCUUAUCCAAUAGAUCUCAGAUGGGAUGAACUGCCGGUCAGUGGACAGGAAGAGGAGGGCGCAGGCGCUGUCUGGCUCAGCUUCCCCCUGUGGGGCGGGGAAGGGGGGCGGAAGCAGCCAGACCGUUUGGGUGGACAGGGUCCUCGCCCCUGCUGUUUCCUUUGAGGGAAGGGGUGGUGCUCGCAUUGCUGGAGGCCGACCAAGGGGAAAGGGGGGAAUCUUGUGAGAGGAAAGUCCUAGAAAGUCUCAUUCUUGGAAAGAAGAAAGGAGGGAAGGGAGGAAAGAAGGGGGAUUAAAAAAAAAACCCCAAAAAAAAUCAAAGCGGGAAGAAAAUCAAAGGGCAGGUUAAGGUUGGCUCUGCCAGAGUACCAGAGGGCAGGUUUAGGUGGGACUAGGCCCUAGGCAGGAGUAAUCCCCACUUCACCCCGGGGGAGGGUGGAACACAAGGUAGGAUCUGGGAGGGGCCUUGUGGGCUCUUUUAGCUCCUGCCCUGUGGAGCCCCAAAGGGGAGCUCUUGGGUGUGUCCUGUAAUGUUUUCAUUUGUAGGGGAGCCACUGGGACCCAACACUCGCUUGAGGAGUUAGGGUCAGAGAGGGAACAGGAAAGGGUCACGAGGCCCCCGUGCCGUGUUGCAGCAGCCCCAACACCAAGCAUGUCCUUCACUGCCCUGCCACUCCCAUCUCCCUCUGUGCCCGGUCCCCCCUGAGCUGAGGCACCCACGUUUCCAUCCGAGCCUGCAUGCGAAGGCUGUUCUCUGCCCGCCUGUGUGCCCCUGCCCCUCCCCGCUGCCUGGAGCUCUUCUGCAGCUGGGGCGCUGGCAGUGCCCCCAGUGCUGAGCCUGUGGCCUCCUGGGGGCUACUCUGAGGCAGGGGGAUGAUGUGGACAAGCCAGGCAGUAUUCAGCACAAACUGGGGAGUGACACUUCCCUCAGGCCUCCCCUACCAACAACUGGGCAUGUCACUGGAAGACAAAAAAAAACCCACAAAACCCAGCAACAAAAACUAGUCCUUUUAGAAUUUCUUGCGCUUUGAUUUUUUUUAGGGCUUGAGCCCCGUUUCACUUAUAGGGUCUAGAAUGCUUGUGUUGAGUAAAAAGGAGAUACCCCAAUAUUCAAAGCUGCUAAAUGUUCUCUUUGCCAUAAAGACUCCGUGUAACUGUGUGAACACUUGGGAUUUUUCUCCUCUGUCCCGAGGUCUCUGUCUGCCUUUUUUUUUGUUAGUUUGUUUCUUUCUAGGAGAAUGAGAAGUGCAUGUAAUGGGGGCUGAGAGCACCUACCCCCAGGCUCUCGGCCAUAGGCUGCUUCUCUAUACCCCCCAGUUUAGUAAAGACCCCAGUCAGGAGGAUUGCCUAGGGGAGGCAGAGAGGGGAGCAGCGCCAAGGUGGCCAGAUGGUUCCAGGACCACAGUGUCUUUAUUUUUAACUCUUUGCCACUGCUGCCCCCACCCCUGCCUGGCUCUGGAGUACAGUCAGCUCCAGACUAGCAGGAGUGAGUUGUGGGAAGAGAAGUGCCAGAUUCUCCUCCCCGCUGGGGGGGCAGGGGGAAGCGGGGUGUUCUGAGCAGUGGGGAUACAAGGCACGAGCCUGGGAAGUGCUUUUAUAAAUUAUUUUCCUUGUAGAUUUUAUUUUUAAUUUAUCUCUGACCUGCCAGGGAGAGGAGAGGGGAGAGAGAGAGAGAGAGAUGCUGUGAGCACAUGACAAAAUAAAAUAAAAU
Molecule: messenger RNA, 5257 nt
Organism: Enhydra lutris kenyoni (northern sea otter)
Lineage: Eukaryota; Metazoa; Chordata; Mammalia; Carnivora; Mustelidae
Gene: NFE2L1
Product: nuclear factor, erythroid 2 like 1
Exons: 5
Coding region: 1126-3459 (777 amino acids)
Biological process (GO): regulation of transcription by RNA polymerase II
Cellular component (GO): nucleus
Molecular function (GO): RNA polymerase II cis-regulatory region sequence-specific DNA binding; DNA-binding transcription factor activity, RNA polymerase II-specific
Source: RefSeq, a predicted model, not a curated record